CGCGAACCCAAAUAACUGCUGUUUGUAUUUCUUCUCGCCACCGGGCUUCGUUCUUUUGCCUUCAGUGUCUGUCGAUUCACUCUCCCCCGUGUUCAUGAAAGCUCCUCGCGUCAAAUUCCGUCCUUCGCUUCACAGAGCUAAGCUCUGCGCCGUUGUUCGACUGAAAAUGAGGCUUUGCUUCUCAAGAAUCGCUGCAGACUAUCGCUGAUAUGCAGUGGCUAGCUCUGCCUAGAGACGGAGCUCCCAUCAACUUUCUCAGGGGAAGGUAAAGCAUUGUGCACACGAACGUUCCAGAAUACAGGUGUAGUAUUGCAGAAUUCGUGCAAGCGCUAACUCACGAUGAAAGCCCGCAUGCAAGACGGAGUCGUGUACUCUCCUUUUCCCAGCGCGGAUAUUCCUUCUUGUUCAGCCUACACGGUCAUCGAGGAAGCUCUAUCCAGAAAUCCGGAACGGGUGGCAUUUAUUCAAGGUUCUAUCAAAACAACUAGAGCGGAGUUAUUAGCGCUCAUGAAGUGCUAUGCCGUGGGUUUCCAACAGCAAGGCAUCGGUCCGGGGGAUCGUGUGUGCGCCCACCUAAAGAACAGCCUCGAGAACCUUGCGGCAAUGUACGGCUGCAUUUUCGCUGGAGCAACACUGGUGCUGGCGAAGACUUCCCUCACCGAAAGAGAGCUGCGUGGGCAGAUCGUCGACAGUGACAGCACACAUGUUCUUACAGACGUUGAACUGGCCGAAAAAGUGACGAAAGCAAUUUUGUAUCUUGAUCUCAAGGGUCUAUUAGCAAUGGGUCCUGUGUCUGGUUUCACGGAUGCCGCAUCAUUCAAGUACCUGGACCAGUCCUUCUUCAGAGAGUGCCCCGUCGGAGACCCGAGGGAAGCAGUCUUCGUUGUUGUCUACACGUCGGGCACCACGGGACUUCCGAAGGGCGUCGAGCUCACUCACCAUAGCUUCGUAGCCAACUUCUGCAUAUCAAAGCCUUGUAUGUCAUCAGAUGAAACGGAUACUAUGCUCGCUUCGGCUCCUAUCGGCCACCUGUCUGGACUGGUGCUCGGAUUGAUGGCUGUUCUCGAUGGAUCGGUCUGCGUCCUUGCGCAGCCAGGCCUCAGCCUUCAAGAAAUCACUGAACUUGCUGAUGAACACAAUAUUACGUCUAUGUUCUCAUUUCCGACGCGACUUCAGACUUUAGCAGAAGAGAUGCUCCGUGACGGAAAAGCAGAUCAGGAAGCAUUCGUCGCAUCGGCGUGGCCGGUGGUGUACUUUCACAAGCACGGUCAGUUAGCAAUGGGUCCUGUGUCUGGUUUCGUGGAUGCCGCAUCAUUCAAGCACCUGGACCAGUCCGCCUUCAGAGAGUGCCCUGUCGGAGAUCCGCGAGAAGCCGUCUUCGUUGUUGUCUACACGUCGGGAACCAUGGGACUUCCGAAGGGCGUCGAGCUCACUCACCAUAGCUUCGUUGCCAACUUCUGCAUAUCGAAGCACCUCACUGAGACAAUCGGAAAUAGCUACAAGGCCACGAAGAUGGCCAUUGGGUACUUUCUGGUGGAGGUCAAGAGCGAGACUCCGUAUGAGAAGUUCACUGACCUUGUAGUGGACCCUGUGAGUAGAGUCAAGCUGGGUCCAAAUGAGCCAGGCGAAAUCUGCUUCCGUAUACCGACAGUGAUGCGUGGCUAUUACAAGCGACCAAAAGAGACAGCGGAAUUCUUUGAAGGAAAUGGCUGGUGCCGAUCAGGUGAUUGA
Rhipicephalus microplus (southern cattle tick) is the source of this 1731-nucleotide messenger RNA. RefSeq lists its product as uncharacterized. Gene Ontology annotation, molecular function: CoA-ligase activity. The record is from RefSeq and is a predicted model, not a curated record. NCBI's taxonomy places the organism in Eukaryota, Metazoa, Arthropoda, Arachnida, Ixodida, Ixodidae.